GAAUUCCUACAGAGAAACAUACUAAUGGCCACUUCCUGGGCACAAGAGGUCAUCACCUGUGACCUCUGUGUCAAGCCUACCCGGCAAUUUUGUAACACCUGUCAAGUAAACCUUUGUGUGGACUGUAUCAGUAAACAUGUGGACCAGCUCAGUUCCCAGUCACACGACAUUGUUCCAUUCAAGAACAGGAAAAUACAGCUGGUGUUUCCAGAAUGUGAAUUUCACCCAAACCAGAGAUGUGAAGUCUAUUGCCAGAAGUGUGAUGUUCCCGUGUGUCUGAAAUGCCUGCUUGGUUCCCAUAAUGGCCAUAAUAUUAAGGAUAUGCCAGAGAAUUUCAAUGAUAAGAAAAAGGAAAUAGAAGAAGAAACCCAGGAAAUCGAAUCCACUUUAAUUCCAAUGUACCAGAAAGAAAAUUUAGAAACAGAAAGUAUACUAUUGAAUUCAAAGGCAGAAUAUGAUGAGCUUGAGAAAGAGGUAGAAAAACAGAGAAAAUUCUGCUUUGACAAAUUUGGUGUAUUAAUCAACUCCAAGAAAGAGACUCACCUGGCUCCUCUUGAAUCUCAUCAGUUAAAUCUCAAUAUUCUUCUUCCAAAAAUGAUUCAAACAGUUGCACAAAACAAAGAAAUUCUAAAAACUAACAGGGUAUCUGAAGUAGCCAACUACAAAUCCAGCCUACAGAAAUACAGAGACAUGUCUGUCCAACCUACACAUAUUGAUAUUAAAGUUCCUUCACUGAAAACAAACAAAACACCAGAGGGAGAACUUAGCACAGAAAUAGAGGAACAUCAGGUUACACUAACACUAACAUCAUUAUCCAGUCUGAAUGCUGAAACAUCCUCCUUGUCUGUUAAAGGGAUGAUGGACAAGGCCAAAGUGGUAGCCACCAUUGCUACUGGUAAAGAAUCUGUGGAGAAAGUGGCAUGUGUGAAUAAAGAUGAAGCUUGGGUGGAUGGCAAUGAUGGGUCUUUAUACUGCAUUAAUAAGGAUGGGUCUGUGAGGGAUCUGUCCUAAUUGUUGAUUCUUUGGGUUUCGGUUUUUCUGCUAGAGACAUUUCAGUGACA
Molecule: messenger RNA, 1061 nt
Organism: Saccostrea cuccullata (small rock oyster)
Lineage: Eukaryota; Metazoa; Mollusca; Bivalvia; Ostreida; Ostreidae
Product: E3 ubiquitin-protein ligase TRIM71-like
Exons: 2
Coding region: 25-1011 (328 amino acids)
Molecular function (GO): zinc ion binding
Source: RefSeq, a predicted model, not a curated record